UCCUAAAAUUGUAAAGAUUUGUUUUGGCUCAAAAUGUGAAAAUUUUCCUUAAAAAGGCGCUCGGGAAAAUCGGAGAUUCCCCAAAAAUCCUCCACAGUUAAAAUAAUUCCUAAAAAUUAUUCCAGACAUGCAAAUUUUGGGGAUCCCCAAAUUUUGGACGCCCCAAAUCCGCCCCCGUCACUUCGGUGCUGCCACGCCCCAAAUUCGGCGGAUUUUGCCCCAAAUUCGGCGGAUUUUGCCCCAAAUUGGGGCGUUACCUGCCUCAAGCCCCGCCCCCUCAGGUGUUGCUCCUCCCUCCAGGUGCGCCGCCUCCGUCCGGCCCCGCCCAGCCCCGCCCCCAGCCGCAGGGGCAGCCACGCCCACAAAUGGGAGGAGCUUCGCCCCGCCCCGCCCAGCCCGGCCCCGCCCAACCGCGAGGCCCCGCCCAGCCCCGCCCCCAAACCCCGCCCAGCCACGCCCAGCCACGCCCACAAACCCCGCCCAGCCCCGCCCAGCCCCGCCCACAAACCCCGCCCGGCUCCCAACAGCCACACCCACAGGCCACGCCCACCUCACAGCCACGCCCACCCAGCCCUCAGCCACGCCCACAAGCCCCGCCCACCUCCUCUCAGCCACGCCCACAGACCUCGCCCACGGCCACACCCCGCCCUCAAGCCCCGCCCACCGCCCAGCCACGCCCACCAGGCCCGGCCACGCCCCACCAGCCACGCCCGCAAGCCCCGCCCACUUUGCAGCCACGCCCACAAUCCCCGCCCACCUCUGCCCCUCAGCCACGCCCACAAGGUGCGACAUCACCCCAGCCACGCCCACAAGCCCCGCCCACCUCUGCCCCUCAGCCACGCCCACAAGGUGUGACAUCACCCCAGCCCCGCCCGCAAGCCCCGCCCACCUCCCCUCAGCCCCGCCCCCCUGGCCCACAAGCCCCGCCCACCUCCCCCCAGCCCCGCCUCCAGCGUUCGCCCUCCGUGCCCCAGCCCCGCCCACAAGCCCCGCCCACCUCCCCUCAGCCCCGCCCCCCUGGCCCACAAGCCCCGCCCACCACCCGCCAGCCCCGCCCCCAGGCCCCGCCCAUCGCCCCCAAACCGCCGCUGGCCCCCAAACCGGGCGGGGCCCCUCCCCCCAGCCCCGCCCCCGAGCAGGGCCCCCCCGAGAGCCUCCGGGCGCUGCGGCAGAGCUUCGCCAGCCUCUUCGAGUGACCCC
Molecule: messenger RNA, 1200 nt
Organism: Taeniopygia guttata (zebra finch)
Lineage: Eukaryota; Metazoa; Chordata; Aves; Passeriformes; Estrildidae
Source: RefSeq, a predicted model, not a curated record